Quercus lobata is the source of this 761-nucleotide messenger RNA. Its product is annotated as auxin-responsive protein SAUR32-like. The transcript has a single exon. Lineage: Eukaryota; Viridiplantae; Streptophyta; Magnoliopsida; Fagales; Fagaceae. The record is from RefSeq and is a predicted model, not a curated record. Bases 1 to 561 code for a protein of 186 amino acids. Gene Ontology annotation, biological process: response to auxin.
AUGGAUGUUAUGAAGGAAAAGUGGAGGAAAAAUCUGAUUGUGAAGACAUGGGAGCGGUGCAAAUCGUUUGGUGGAGGCAACAAGAAGAAGCAAUAUUACUAUGAUGAUAAUAUUAACUCAUUGACAAAGAGCAGAUCGUGGAGCUAUGAUCACACCAAGCCAUCUGAUAAGGAAGAAAGGCAACAAAAAAAGAAGUGCAAAGUGGCUCCUGAUGGCUGUUUCUCAGUGUAUGUUGGACCCCAAAAGCAAAGGUUUGUGGUCAAGACUGAGUUUGCUAACCAUCCAUUGUUCAAGAUGCUGCUAGAAGAUGCUGAAUUGGAAUAUGGGUACAAUAGUCAAGGCCCUAUUUUGCUUCCUUGUGAAGUGGAUCUGUUCUAUAAAGUGUUGGCAGAGAUGGACUGUGGAGAGGAGGUUAGGCUUGGUUGUAACUUUGCUAAAGGUUAUAGUCCAUUAAUACUUCGAAGUCCAGCUCGGCGUUCGAUUUCUGGUGAUUACAACGGCUGUGGUGGGGGAUAUAGGCUUCUAAGCCCUUCGAGAAUGCUUAAGAUGAAUCAAUUGUAACUAUGUACAGGUAGGGUUGUGCACACAUAUAGUCUGUAUUUAAUUACUAUUUUGGUUAAGGUGUGCAAAUCAUAAGGUUAUAUGGAGCAUAUAUAAGUUUCUAAGUCCUACACAAUUGCUUAAGAUGAAGCAAUUUUAGCCUAGUAUAGAAGUGUCUUUCUGCAUAUGCAGUUCUUUGAUGUGCAAAAGGUUGUGGUACA